Oryza sativa Japonica Group (Japanese rice) is the source of this 1340-nucleotide messenger RNA. RefSeq lists its product as uncharacterized. Lineage: Eukaryota; Viridiplantae; Streptophyta; Magnoliopsida; Poales; Poaceae. The record is from RefSeq and is a predicted model, not a curated record.
CCAAAAUUACUGGUCUCGGUGGAAUCGCAGCGGCCUGCAGAUCUCUCUUCUCCGACUCAAUCAUUCGCCCUGCGCUGCACAAGGUGAGAGGAAGGAAGGGAAAACCAAUUGGAUCUCUCAAUUAAUCGGGGUGUGGGAGCAAGCCGCUUCAACGCAAUUACGCAACGCCGGAGGUAGUCAGGCAUGAUUCAUGCAAUACACUGACUGAAAAAAUAAUAUGGCUUCAAAAGCCAUUAAAAGGAAGCCUUACACUGCUGAUAUUGAUAGAAGCGAAAAACAGAUGGAGACGAUCAUACCAGAUUCUGUAAGAGAACCUCUUCUAGGAAACAGAACUCAUGAAAGCAAAUCCGAGAGACAUGAGCCUAAUAUGCAGCCAAAUUUAUGGGAUGGAAAAGGACAAGAGCGCCUUGGUUGGAUGCAUAUUAUAUCGACUUUUAUUGCUCAAUCUGUAAGAAAGAUAGGAAAUGCGCUCUCUCAGUUUGGACCAUUGCUAGCAAAGUUCUUUAGUAGGUCUUGUGCUUCCCAUGGUUCACAUGAUGAACAGGCAGUUCUACUUGAUCUCAGUCCACUACAGGAAGAGAGACUGAGGUUCUUGAGACAAAGAUUAAAUGUGCCAUUUGACAGUUCCUCUGUCAAGCAUCAGGAUGCUCUGAAAGAACUUUGGAGAUUAGCUUAUCCCAGCCGACAACUUCCUCCUCUGAAAUCAGAUCUAUGGAAGGAGAUGGGCUGGCAGAAUUCUGAUCCAGCAACUGAUUUUAGAGCAGGGGGGUUCAUGUCCUUGGAAAAUUUAAUAUAUUUUGCUAGAAAUUACCCAGAUUCCUUUCACAGUUUAUUACACAAGGCGGAUGGUAAGAGAUCUGAAUGGGAAUAUCCCUUUGCAGUAGCUGGCGUGAACAUAUCUUAUAUGUUAGUGCAAAUGUUGGAUCUGCAAUCAGGAAAAAUGGGCACAAAAGUCAGUUCUCAAUUUGUUCAACUACUUAGAGAAGACGAGAUGGCUUUUGAUAACCUUUUCUGUAUGGCCUUUCAGAUGCUUGACGCUCAGUGGCUCACAAGACAAGCUAGUUAUAUGGAAUUCAAUGAGGUUCUAAAGUCCAUGCGUAUUCAGUUAGAACAAGAACUUACUAUCGGAAGCAUUUCUUGUGUUCAGGAGAUGCCAUCAUUUAGGUUGCUAAAAAGGUAGCCAUGUUUGUUGUUUACAGAAAGGAGUGUAUCUUACUUGUCAGUAGGAUCUUGUGCAUACUACCGAUUCUUUCAUUGGUUGUACAACAUGACACACUGUAAGAUUAUUUAUCAUAGAAUAAUAAACCCAGUAUAUAUCUGGUACUUUGGUAAGUGUUCAA